UCCCUUGGCGUUGGUGCGGGCUCAGAAAACAACUUUACAUGGGCAGAAAAAUACAGAGGACGAAGAGGAAGAGACACGGGGGACGUCUGCAGGAAAGGAUGAGCCACGAAGUCUGGUGAGGACACAAAUAGCCAACUAUAUGAUGACCACGGACGAUGGACAUUGGGACAAUACAGAUGUUCAUGGAUCAAGGCUCCAUCAUAAAGACAUUAAAGUGACCAGUGAAGAAACACCGUCCCCUUCUCACCCCACAGAACCGUACGGUAAUAUAGAGCGUGGGCGCCAAGACGUGAGCACCAAACCCCCUGAAGAAGUGGAUGACCACGGAGGAGUCUACACGAGACAUACGGAAGUAGAUCCGGCAGUGGACUAUGUGCCCCAUUUUUCCCGGACACCCUCAGAUUCUUCCUCAGCAGUAAGAUCAGAACUUGAAAAUGAAGCCUCUUCGGCCCUUGACUCUGGGACAUCCUAUAUCCACCAUUAUAAAUCCACAACGGACCAUUCAGAAUAUCAUGAAAGUACGGAUCGUAAGAAACCGUGGCACGUUACUGCAGAAUCCCAGUCAGAUGACAAGCUUCAGGAAAUAUAUUCUCACUCAAAGGAAUUAUAUCCCUCAAGUGUUCAAGCUGAACCACAGGAAGAGCUGAAGAACGAUCACCAAGAGAGUUCCAAGAGACCCGGUUACCUUGAUGGAUCAGAGUCCUCAAAAUCUGAAGAAUUUCAUUUGAGUAAUUUCGAGGAUCCAACUUACAGAGUCGUUCAGCCAACAGAGUUAAAUGAUAGAAGUGACCACAAAGAUGGAAUCCAGUACUAUAAUACUUAUUCCCAGGAAGGAGAACACGGGGGCGAUGAGUUACAAGAACAUCAUUCACGUAGUCACUUAGAAGAAGCAUUACACGGAUGUACACAGUCUGAGGAACCGGUCCACUCUUAUGUACAAUCAGAAGAGGAAAGUUAUGUAGUGCUAAAGCCAGCAAGUUAUGGGUACGAUGAGCAAGAGAAGGUGGCCUAUACGUAUGAGCAACCGGAGGAGAGAGGUCAUCAACAUAUAGAGUCACAAGAGAAGAACCAUGAGGAUGUAGUGCUGAAACCAGCAAGGUACGGAUAUGAUGAGCAAGUAAAGAUGGCCUAUACGUAUCAGCGACCGGAAGAGUCAGAUCAACCCAAAAUACCACCACAAGAGGAGAACCAUGAGGAUGUAGUGCUAAAGCCAGCAAGGUACGGGUAUGAUGAGCAAGUAAAGAUGGCCUAUACGUAUCAGCGACCGGAAGAGUCAGAUCAACCCAAAAUGACACCUCAAGAGGAGAACCAUGAGGAUGUAGUGCUAAAGCCAGCAAGGUACGGGUAUGAUGAGCAAGUAAAGAUGGCUUAUACAUAUCAGCGACCGGAAGAGUCAGAUCAACCCAAAAUAACACCACAAGAGGAGAGCCAUGGAGAUGUGGUGCUAAAGCCAGCAAGGUACGGGUAUGAUGAGCAAGUAAAGAUGGCCUAUACGUAUCAGCGACCGGAAGAGUCAGAUCAACCCAAAAUAACACCACAAGAGGAGAGCCAUGGAGAUGUGGUGCUAAAGCCAGCAAGGUACGGGUAUGAUGAGCAAGUAAAGAUGGCCUAUACGUAUCAGCGACCGGAAGAGUCAGAUCAACCCAAAAUGACACCUCAAGAGGAGAACCAUGAGGAUGUAGUGCUAAAGCCUGCAAGGUACGGGUACGAUGAGCACGUAAAGAUGGCCUAUACAUAUCAGCGCCCGAAGGAGCCGGGUCACCCCCAUAUACAGUCAGAAGAGGAGAGCCAUGGGGAUGUAGUGCUAAAGCCAGAAAGGUACGGGUAUGAUAAUGAAGGGAAGUUAUCUUAUACAUAUCAAGAACCGGAGGAGCAGGGUCACCCCAAUAUAACACCACAAGAGAAGAACCAUGGGGAUGUGGUGCUAAAACCAACAAAGUACGGGUACGAUGAGCAAGUGAAGUUAUCUUAUACAUAUCAACAACAGGAGGAGACAGAACGAAAGAAAUCAAAGGACACGUGUGAGGAGCCAGAGAAGCUACAUCAAACAUAUGAGCAACCAGAGGAGCAAGGUCAGCUCAACGUCCAGUCUGAGGAGGAAGAAUCUGUAAAGUAUUCAGAUUCAGAAAGGAUGGUUCCCUCCGUACAGUCAGUGGAGUCCUACUACCAAGAAACACAGGAGCCAGAACAAAUAUGUUCCCGGGAAACCCCACCGGGGCGGCCAAAUUACCAAGAAAGUCAAUCGGAAGAGCCAGGUUACCACCAACACCGACCAGAUUACCAACAGAAGCAAUCGGAGGAGCCAUAUUACCAACAGAAGCAAUCAGAGGAGCCAUAUUACCAACAAGGAGCCUCUGAGGAGACAUCUUACCAUCACAAACACUACGAUGAGGUCCACUACAAACAAGCACAACCCGAGGCGCUAGACUUCAGGUAUGAACAACCAGAAAACUUGGAAUACAAAACUAAAAGCUCUGAGGAAUCUCCCAUAGUGAGAGAGCACCCUAUGAGAGAGCACAAGGAUUAUCACACUCCAGAGGAGAACACUGAGAUGUGUGGAGAAAGUGACCAGAAGAUACAACACGAGUACAUGGACCUUCAAGCCGGAGAAACAGACAGAGGACAUAUUACUUCAACAGAGCCGGACAACACUGAGAACAGGCCCGAAAAAUACCUGGAGCCGUAUCAUAGGGAAGAGUCACACCACAAAGAGGAUAACAAAUCUGACACCUACCAUAAGGAACAAGACAUUAGAUAUGCACUACAAGAAGAGCCAAAGACAUUAGAUACCGACCAUAAGGAACAAGACCUUAGAUACACACAACAAGAAGAGCCAAAGACCUUAGAUACCUUCCAUAAGGAAAAAGACCUUAGAUAUGCACUACAAGAAGAGCCAAAGACCUUAGAUACCUUCCAUAUGGAACAAGACAUUAGAUAUGCACUACAAGAAGAGCCAAAGACAUUAGAUACCGACCAUAAGGAACAAGACCUUAGAUACACACAACAAGAAGAGCCAAAGACCUUAGAUACCUUCCAUAAGGAAAAAGACCUUAGAUAUGCACUACAAGAAGAGCCAAAGACCUUAGAUACCUUCCAUAUGGAGCAAGACCUUAGAUACACACAACAAGAAGAGAUAAAGACCAUAGAUACCGACCAUAAGGAGCAAGACCUUAGAUACACACUACAAGAAGAGCCAAAGACCUUAGAUACAUACCAUAAGGAGCAAGACCUUAGAUACACACUACAAGAAGAGCCAAAGACCUUAGAUACAUACCAUAAGGAACAAGACCUUAGAUACACACAACAAAAAGAGCCAAAUACCUUAGAUACACAUUCUGUGGAGCCAACAAGGAAAGAUGUCCAACCAGAGCAGCAAGAGAAGACGGACUCUACAGUACCUGAUGGACAAUCCAGGGAACCCAGCUCAGAGGAGUCACGAGACACUCAGGAAGAGGAUGGACAACAGAUAUAUACUGAAAAACAUAUCAAUGGGCAUUGUGGGCUUGAAGAAUCGGAGAACAGUGAAGAAAGGUCGGAUGGACCAAAACUAUCGGAUGAAAUUAAUGAAAAAAGUCCAGAGGAGACUACGUCAGACCCCGAGGAGACUCCGGAAGAAGUUCACUUUGAUUUUCUUGAGGGCACCAAAGUCUUAGAUACGUCACUCAUGAGGUGCAGAGCGUCACUCGGCAGAAAAAGAAAUCACCGAACACCGGCAACAGGAGCCUGCACCCCGGAGGAAGAGGCUGAUCCUGAUUACUGGAUGUUCCGAGACUCGACAGAGCCAAAAACUCUCCCGGAAAAAGAAUCAGAUUUGGAAAAAGAGGAGACGUCCCCUGAGCCGACACCGGAGAAUUCUCCCACAUCGGCGAAAUCCGCAACUAAGAAAGGCGGAAUAUUUUCUGGAAUAAUCUCUCCGUCUAUACUAAAGGGUCGUCUGAAAUCCCGAAAUAAAGCAUCUGAAGAUGGAGCCUCCAAAGGUGAACCCAAAGAAAGUCAGGAACCCACGUCUCCCGAGAAAGCCGAAUCUUCAAGUCAUUCGCUCAACUGGCUGCAGGCGCUGAAAAAGAAGAAGAAAAAGAAUCCGAAAUGAAGAGCGUCCGUCCCCCGACAGCAGAGGAGCCGCGUCCUGCCAUCUGGAUAUACGCUGCUCUGUGCGCUCUGAUCCAGACUCAUACAUGUUCUUUAAGUCUAUUGACCACAUGGUUUUCCGCCAUUUUGGAUUGCACAAUAUUCUAUAAAUGUAUUCUUCUAAACCAUUUGUUAUAUAUGGCGGCACUUUAAUGGCUCAUCCAGGACCGGCUUUUCCUCUGUACGUGUGGCCGCGCCUGGUACUGCAGUUCAGCUCUGUUCCUGUAUAGACCAGGGGGCGCCGCUCAUCCACAGGAGCCUGGGCCACCAUAUUGCUGCUGUUUUUGGUGAGUAGCUCUGGCGUCCAAGGUCCGACCUGCUCCGCUGGGAUGUCAUCGCCGGAUACUGAUUGGUUGUCAGGGAGGCUGCUGGGACUCAGCUAUUGACCCAGGCCGAACCAAUAGAGAACCGAUCCAUCAAUGUAUAACAUCCGCACUGCAGUCACCUGAUUACUCCCCUAGGGAGGUGAAAAAAAGGUUAAAAAAAUGUAAAAAAUAUUAAUGAUAAAAAAAAUCUCCCCCCCCCCCCCAGUAAACAAAAAAUAAUAGUAAUAUAUAAUAAUAAUAUAUAUCCCUGAGGGCGGCACGCGGCAAAUUAUCCAAACUUUCAGGUUAUCACAUUCCUGAUCGGAAAAGCCACAAGAUUCCAAACGCCAAAAAUGCGGAUUUUUUAUCACAUCACAACCCAGAAAGAAACUGAAUAAAAAAUGAUCAAAAAGUAAAAACUAAACAAACGUGGUACCAGCAUAAAAUAGACAAACGUGGUAUCAGUGAAAAACUAGACAAAUGUGGUACCAGUGAAUACCAAACAUGGUACCAGUGAAAACCAAACGUGGUACCAGUGAAAACUAGACAAAUGUGGUAUCAGUGAAAAACUAGACAAACGUGGUACCGGUAAAAACUAGACAAACGUGGUAUUAGUGAAGAACUAGAAAAACGUGGUAUCAGUGGAAAACUAGACAAACGUGGUACCAGUGAAAACUAGACAACCGUGGUAUCAGUGGAAAACUAGACAAACGUUGUACCAGUGAAAACCAACCGUGAUACCAGUGAAAUCUAGACAAACGUGGUACCAGUGAAAACCAGACAAACGUGGUACCAGUGAAAACCACAUCUGAGAAUUCUCCACAGUUAUAAAUCCCUCUGCUCUAUCACCUAUGGAUACGACGCCACGCUCAAUGAGACACGCUCCCCGGUUACCCCUCCAGGGUGUGGCUGAUGUGGUAUAUACCGUAUAUACAGAGUCAGCGGCGUGUCCGCCCAUACAGCGCCCGUCACACUUUUUUCGCCGUUUUCCCGGUGGUGACGAUUUUAUACAGUAAUUUCUUCAUUAUUUUCUAUUGUACACCCUAAGAAACUAUUUUUAUUGUUAUAAUCUGUGGAGGACGCGGUUUAUGUUCUUACGGUGACACCGAUGUAUCGUAAAAUAAACCUGUAUGA
This is a messenger RNA of Hyla sarda, 5567 nucleotides long. RefSeq names its product tankyrase 1 binding protein 1 (gene CNOT12). Gene Ontology annotation, biological process: double-strand break repair; cellular response to ionizing radiation. Gene Ontology annotation, cellular component: nucleus; heterochromatin. NCBI's taxonomy places the organism in Eukaryota, Metazoa, Chordata, Amphibia, Anura, Hylidae. The transcript has 7 exons. The record is from RefSeq and is a predicted model, not a curated record. Bases 140 to 4090 code for a protein of 1316 amino acids.